AUGGGAAAUCAACAGUCAAAUCUAGGUGGUGGUUCUGCCGACAGCAAAGAUGACAAGGACAAAAAGAAGGAAAAGCAAAAGUACGAGCCACCCCCACAGCCCACAACCAGAAUUGGCCGGAAGAAGCGCAAGCAAGCUGGUCCCAACGCCUCCGCAAAGCUCCCAGCCGUCUACCCAACCUCAAGAUGCAAACUGAAAUAUCUCCGCAUGCAACGCAUCCACGACCACCUGCUGCUCGAGGAGGAAUAUGUUGAGAACCAAGAGCGCAUUCGCAAGACGAAAGCUCAGGCCUCUGCGUCUCACGCCACCAGCGGUGAUCUUGAAUCCUUGGAUCGAAAUGCUGAUGAACGCAGCCGCGUGGAUGAUAUGCGAGGUAGCCCCAUGGGCGUUGGCAAUCUCGAAGAGAUGAUCGAUGAUGACCAUGCCAUCGUCUCCAGCGCGACGGGUCCUGAAUAUUACGUAUCCAUCAUGUCCUUUGUUGAUAAGGAUCUGUUGGAACCUGGCGCGAGCAUCCUCCUUCACCACAAAUCCGUCUCAGUCGUGGGCGUGUUAACGGAUGAUGCAGACCCUCUCGUCUCAGUCAUGAAACUCGACAAAGCGCCUACAGAAUCAUAUGCAGAUAUAGGCGGACUCGAGUCGCAGAUCCAGGAAGUCCGGGAGGCUGUCGAACUACCCCUUCUCCAUCCAGAACUCUAUGAGGAAAUGGGUAUCAAACCGCCCAAGGGCGUCAUUCUCUACGGUGGGCCUGGGACGGGUAAAACGCUCCUAGCCAAAGCCGUCGCCAAUCAAACAAGUGCUACUUUCCUACGAAUCGUCGGCAGCGAAUUAAUCCAGAAGUACUUAGGAGAUGGACCCCGCUUAGUCCGGCAGAUCUUCCAGGUUGCCGCGGAACAUGCCCCAUCCAUCGUUUUCAUUGAUGAAAUCGACGCCAUUGGGACGAAGCGGUACGAGUCUACGUCGGGUGGUGAACGUGAGGUCCAGCGGACUAUGUUGGAACUCCUCAACCAGCUCGAUGGUUUCGAUGACCGCGGUGACGUAAAAGUCAUCAUGGCCACGAAUAAAAUUGAGACACUGGACCCAGCGCUGAUCCGGCCCGGUCGUAUUGAUCGGAAGAUUCUCUUUGAGAAUCCGGAUCAGAAUACCAAGAAAAAAAUCUUCACCCUGCACACCUCCAAAAUGUCCCUGGGCGACGAUGUCGAUCUGGACGAGUUCAUCAAUCAAAAGGACGACCUGUCCGGUGCAGAUAUCAAAGCUAUCUGCUCCGAGGCGGGGCUGAUGGCGUUGCGCGAGCGGCGAAUGCGUGUGCAGAUGGCUGAUUUCCGCGCUGCGAGGGAGCGUGUCAUGAAGACGAAGAGCGAGGGUGAGCCGGAGGGGCUGUAUCUGUAA
This is a messenger RNA of Paracoccidioides brasiliensis Pb18, 1386 nucleotides long. Its product is annotated as proteasome regulatory particle base subunit RPT2. Gene Ontology annotation, biological process: proteasome-mediated ubiquitin-dependent protein catabolic process. Gene Ontology annotation, cellular component: proteasome regulatory particle, base subcomplex. Gene Ontology annotation, molecular function: ATP hydrolysis activity; ATP binding; proteasome-activating activity. The transcript is spliced from 4 exons. The record is from RefSeq and is a predicted model, not a curated record. Bases 1 to 1386 code for a protein of 461 amino acids.